Leptinotarsa decemlineata (Colorado potato beetle) is the source of this 1726-nucleotide messenger RNA. It is a transcript of the gene Hacl, whose product is annotated as 2-hydroxyacyl-CoA lyase. Lineage: Eukaryota; Metazoa; Arthropoda; Insecta; Coleoptera; Chrysomelidae. Gene Ontology annotation, biological process: fatty acid alpha-oxidation. Gene Ontology annotation, cellular component: peroxisome. Gene Ontology annotation, molecular function: thiamine pyrophosphate binding; catalytic activity; magnesium ion binding. The record is from RefSeq and is a predicted model, not a curated record.
CAUGAACUUCGACACUUCUACUCCAAAGCGAAUGUGUUCCUUUUAAAGACUUAUCACUUUUCAAGUGGUUCACCCAUUAAAUAUAACUUGUAUAAACUUUUAUUUGUUUUAUGGAUGAGUACAUUUUUAACGAUUAUUAUUAUCAGUGUUUUGUGUUUUGUCAAGGUUCAGUUUGCUGACACAGUGUAAAUAUCUACAAUGGGCGAAGUGGACGGAAACACUGUUAUAGCUCAAGCUUUAAAGAAACAAGGCAUCGACUAUGUCUUCGGAAUCAUCGGAUACCCAGUCAUAGAGCUAAGUAUGGCUCUACAAAUGGCUGGGAUAAACUACAUCGGGAUGAGAAACGAGCAGGCAGCAUGCUACGCGGCUCAGGCUAUGGGAUACUUGACUGGCACUCCAGGAGCUGUUUUAGUCGUGUCCGGUCCUGGAUUGCUGCACACCUUUGGAGGCCUGGCGAAUGCCCAAGUCAACUGUUGGCCGGUACUGGUUAUCGGUGGGUCUGCCCCUGUAGAUCAUGAAGGAAUCGGGGGAUUCCAGGAGUGUAAUCAGGUGGAAUUGGCAAGACCUUACUGCAAAUAUUCCGCUAGACCUGCCAGUAUCUCCCUGAUUCCGCUUCACGUAGAAAAAGCUGUUCGUCUUGCAAAAACUGGCAGACCAGGAGCAGCGUAUCUCGACUUCCCAGACAAUAUCUUGAGAGGUUAUAUCUCAAAAAAGCAAUCACCUUUCAGAUCUACAGCUUUACAGCAAGCAGACGUUAUCCUCCUUUUGGGAGCACGAUUGAACUGGAUUCUCCACUUUGGUCGCCCCAAGAGAUUUUCGCCAAACGUAAAAAUCAUCCAAGUAGACUUAAACGCUGAGGAGCUUCACAACAGCGUGAAAUCUGAAGUGGGCAUUCAAAGUGAUAUCAAAACGGCGGUGAGACAAAUAGCAGAUGGUUUGCAAAAGCAAAAUUAUGUCUACAGUGAUCGUAGCGAAUGGUGGAAACUUUUGAAGAAGAAAUGCCAAGAAAAUCAAAAAAUUGUUAAGGCGAUGGCUGCAGAUGUGUCUGUUCCAUUGAAUUAUUAUGCGGUUUUCAAGAAUUUAUUUGACAGUUUGCCUGAAGACUGUAUCAUUGUUAGUGAAGGAGCUAAUACCAUGGAUAUUGGAAGGUCGAUGUUAUUGAAUAAUCAACCUAGGCACAGACUGGAUGCUGGAACAUUUGGAACAAUGGGGGUUGGUAUGGGUUUUGGAAUUGCAGCAGCAUUAUACUGUAGAGAUAACGAGCCAGACAAAAGAGUGAUUUGUGUUGAAGGUGAUUCAGCAUUCGGCUUCUCCGGUAUGGAAAUAGAAACCAUGGUGAGGUAUAAAUUGCCUAUUACUAUCGUAAUUGUAAACAAUUCUGGAAUAUAUACUGGAAUGGAUCCUGAUGUAUUCAAAGAAAUCAGAGACGUUGAAGUGACAGAAAUUGCAAAGGUAACGCCUCCAGGAUGUUUGUCAAGCGUAACCCGUUACGAAAAUAUGAUGAGUCUUUUUGGCAGUCGCGGGUUCUUCGUUAACAAUGUCCCGGAAUUGAGAAAAGCUGUUAAGGAAGCUCUGACGAUGAAAGAUGGCCCCACUAUAAUCAACGUUAUCAUCAAUACCACAGCUGAUAGAAAACCACAAACGUUCCAUUGGCUAACGGAAUCCAAACUUUGAAUGUUGUAUCUGUAAAUAUUUUAUUUUUGAAGUAAAUUGAAAAUGGGUUUUA